AUGCAUUGGGGUUCUUGGAAAUCUUUACGUAGACCGAAAGAGGAGGGUGGGCUCGGUUUUAAAGAUCUCGAGCUUUUCAACAAGGCUCUUCUUGGGAAACAAGUGUGGAGAUUAUAUAGGAAUCUAACAUCUCUUGUUGGGAAGGUUCUAAAGAGUAGUUACUUUCCUAACUCUAAUGUGAUGGAAGCUAAAACAGGGUCUAACGCUUCUUUUGUGUGGGGAAAGGAAGUCGUGGAGUUGGGGUCUAAAUGGAGGAUUGGCUCAGGCAAUGCUAUUAAUGUGCUGGAAGAUAGGUGGAUUCUGAGACCCUAUAAGUUUAAGAGUUUUUAUAAGCCUUUCAUUCCUAGAGGGUUGAAAGUGAUUGAUCUUAUAGGUUGA
This is a messenger RNA of Humulus lupulus (European hop), 378 nucleotides long. RefSeq lists its product as uncharacterized. The transcript has a single exon. Lineage: Eukaryota; Viridiplantae; Streptophyta; Magnoliopsida; Rosales; Cannabaceae. The coding region runs from base 1 to 378 and encodes 125 amino acids. The record is from RefSeq and is a predicted model, not a curated record.